This is a messenger RNA of Capsella rubella, 3109 nucleotides long. RefSeq names its product disease resistance protein At4g27190. NCBI's taxonomy places the organism in Eukaryota, Viridiplantae, Streptophyta, Magnoliopsida, Brassicales, Brassicaceae. Gene Ontology annotation, molecular function: ADP binding; protein binding. The coding region runs from base 1 to 2958 and encodes 985 amino acids. The transcript has a single exon. The record is from RefSeq and is a predicted model, not a curated record.
AUGGAUUGUCUGGGCGCAGCCUUGGGUACUAUCUUGGCUGAGAUAGGGCGUGGUAUGUGCAGAACAACUUAUUCUCGGGCCCUUUAUGCCAUCCGGUUCAAGUCGAACAUCAAUGUUUUGAAGAAUGCACUCAAUGGCCUUAUGGAAGUUCAGAACAAAGUGGAUAAAGACCUCAAAACCUUGGAAAUCAAAGGGAAAUCUUUGCAUGUGCAACUGAGGAGAUGGCUAAGAGAUGUGGAAGGAGUUGUCUCCGAAGCAAAUUCAAUGCUGGAAAAGCGUGUUUCAUGUGCUCCAUUCUUGAAAUGGGGGCUGAGCAAAAAACUUGUGGUAAUUCUUGAGAAAAUCAAGAGACUUGAAAAGCAAGGCGUAGAGCUUCUUGACAUAUUCUCUGUGGAAGGUAAAUCUGAACUAGUUGAAAAAAUUCUUGGACCCUCGAUUCCUGAUCAAACGAGAGCAUCAGAUAUGUUAGCCAAAAUUCUAAGCUGUUUAAGGAGCGAGAAAGUUCAAAAGAUUGGUGUUUGGGGUAUGGGUGGAGUCGGGAAAACAACACUAGUCAGAGAACUGAACAAUAAGCUAUGGAAAGAAGCUGCUACACAAUCUUUUGGUAUGGUGAUAUGGGCUACAGUUUCCAAAGAGUUUGAAGUGGGAAGGGUCCAGAAGCAAAUCGCUGAGAGGUUGGAUAUAGAGAUCAAAUUGGGCGAAAACGAGGAGAAACUGGCGAAACGGAUUUAUGGAAGGCUUGAGAAAGUAAGUAGAUUUCUUCUCAUUCUUGAUGAUGUUUGGAAACCCAUUGACUUAGACCAGUUGGGGAUUCCACAAACAGAUGGACACAACAGCUCAAAGAUUGUGUUGACUUCUAGAUUUUUAGAGGUCUGCCAGAGCAUAAAAACGGAUAUUGACUUCAGAGUAGAUUGCUUAUGCGAGGAAGAAGCCUGGGAAUUGUUUUGUCAAAACGCUGGAGAAGUUACCAGAUCAGAUCGUAUUAGACCCAUCGCAAAAAAGGUUUCCCGGGAAUGUGGUGGAUUGCCUUUGGCUAUCAUCACAGUUGGAAUGGCUAUGCGGGGGAAGAAGGUGGUCAAGCUGUGGAAACAUGCCCUUAAGGAACUCAAGAGUUCGGUGCCUUAUGUCAAGAGUAUUGAAGAAAAAAUUUACCAGCCUUUGAAAUUGAGCUACGACUUGCUCGAGCCAAAAAUGAAAUCUUGCCUCCUCUUCUGUGCCUUAUUUCCAGAGGAUUACUCAAUUGAAGUAGCUGAUCUUGUAAGGUACUGGACUGCCGAAGGGUUUAUAGAUGAAACACAAAACCAUGGAUACUUAAUGAAUCAAGGAGUUACCUUGGUAGAGAAUCUGAAAGACUCUUGCUUGCUAGAAGAGGGUGUACGUCAUGACACAGUUAAAAUGCAUGAUGUGAUUCGUGAUUUUGCAAUAUGGAUCAUGUCAUCCUCGCAAGAUGAUACUCACUCUCUUGCCAUGUCUGGUAUAGGCUUGCGAGAGUUUCCACAAGAGAAGUUUGUUCCUUCUAUCCGAAGAGUUUCUUUGAUGAACAAUAAGCUUAAAACACUCCCGGAUCAGGUGGUAGAGUGUGUUGAACUCUCGUCUUUACUGCUGCAAGGAAACUUUCAUCUUGAGAAUAUACCAGUGGGAUUCUUGCGCUCUUUGCCAGCACUUCGGACUCUGAAUCUAAGUGGGACACGUAUAACGUCAUUACCUCUCUCCAUCAGCAAGCUUCAUGAGCUUCGAUCUCUCAUCUUGAAAGACUGCUACUACCUUGAAGAAGUACCUUCCCUUGAAGGCCUUACCAAAAUUCAAGUUUUGGAUCUCUGUGCCACUCGUAUUAAGGAUUCGCCAAGAGGAUUGGAAACUUUGAACAGCUUGAGACUACUUGAUCUAUCCCGAACACAUCACCUCGAAAGCAUACCAGCGGGGAUCAUCCCACAGUUAUCAAGUUUAGAGGUUCUAGACAUGACACUUAGUCAUUUCCACUGGGGGGUCCAAGGAGAAACUCAGGAAGGGCAAGCAACACUUGAAGAGAUUGCGUGUCUCCAUCGUUUAUCCGCUCUCUCCAUCAGGGUCGUGUGUGUUCCACCUAUUUCCCCAAAAUACAAUUCUUGGAUAGAAGGUUUGAAGAAAUUCCAGUUGUUCAUUGGCCCAACAGCAAACUCCUUACCUAGUAGACAUGACAAGAGGAGAGUGACAAUAAGUAGUCUCAAUGUUUCAGAGGCAUUCAUUGGGUGGUUGCUAGCAAAUACAACCUCCCUAGUGAUGAACCAUUGCUGGGGUCUCAAUGAGAUGCUGGAGAAUUUGGUAAUUGAUAGCACAAAUAGCUUUAACGUUAUGAGGUCUUUAACAGUCGAAGGUUUUGGUGGAAGUAUAAGGCCUGCUGGUGGCUGUGUUGCGCAGCUAGAUCUUUUACCUAACCUUGAAGAACUUCAUCUACGGCGUGUGAACCUAGAAACCAUUAGAGAGCUUGUGGGUCAUCUUGGGUUGAGAUUUCAGACACUGAAACAUUUAGAGGUCAGCAGAUGUAGCCGGCUCAAAUGCCUUCUCUCAUUAGGGAACUUCAUCUGUUUCUUGCCAAACCUACUAGAGAUACAUGUUAGUUUCUGUGAUAGGCUUCAAGAGCUGUUUGACUAUUCUCCAGGAGAAGUUCCAGCCUCCACUGAACCUGUGGUACCUGCCCUGCGUGUCAUAAAACUGAGGAAUCUUCCGCGGCUGAAGAGAUUAUGUAGCCAAGAAGAGUCAUGGGUAAGUUUAGAGCAUGUGGAGGUGAUAAGAUGCAAUCUUCUCAAGAAUCUACCCAUUAUAUCAAAUAACGCUCAUAGAGUCAAAGAAAUUAGAGGAGAAACACACUGGUGGAACAACUUAACUUGGGAUGAUGACACUACAAGAGAAACCCUUCAACCUUGUUUCUUCCCAGCUGAUGGAAAUAAACUAAAGAGCUCUCUCGGAAUCUCUUGUUAGCAGAUUACAGAGAGGGAUCUUAAAGCUUUUGUAGCUAGAAUGUAAUCAACUAAAUCAUGGACUUACAAUGGAUAAUAGUUGGCUGAAUCUUCUCCAGCUUCAGUCAUCUGUUAAAGAAGUGUAAAUAAUACGCUCAAAAACAUAAAAUACA